Pisolithus orientalis is the source of this 2316-nucleotide messenger RNA. RefSeq lists its product as uncharacterized. Gene Ontology annotation, molecular function: calcium:proton antiporter activity. Gene Ontology annotation, biological process: intracellular calcium ion homeostasis; calcium ion transmembrane transport. The transcript is spliced from 20 exons. The record is from RefSeq and is a predicted model, not a curated record. Lineage: Eukaryota; Fungi; Basidiomycota; Agaricomycetes; Boletales; Pisolithaceae. Bases 357 to 2261 code for a protein of 634 amino acids. Gene Ontology annotation, cellular component: fungal-type vacuole membrane.
CUUAAGUACCAUCUACCCCUACAUUCCUACCUUACUCACUGGCGCAGGUCUCGUCUGACAACCUGGCUGUCAUCACUCCUUGUUUUGCUGGCUCCCGCAUUCAAACUGGGGCACAGUCACCCGUGUUAUUUGUGUAUGUACAAUCCUCGAGGACGAUUGCUAAUUUUGGAAGGCGUUUACGAACGGUCAAUUCGCUAGCAUCCUAUGCGCAGUACUUUGCCGACGUUGGGCCUGAAGGCCUGACACUAGUAAGAGUUUAUUGGAGCAUACGAGAAUAUUAUAUCAGGUAUUAUGCAAAGUUUUAUUCGCCGCCGCCCAUCCCACCCCCUGGCCGCCAUUUGCGUUGGGUAGCCACGAUGAGAUCCUCCCAUAUACGCCGGAAAUCUGCGACAGUUGGCAUCCAACAAGCGUCUGUUCCGCGCGAUUCAGAGCCUCCCUUUGUCGUUGGUGAUAUAAGCCCGAAUACUUCACCAUCGAGAUCAGAUUUCCGUCUCUCAGCAAUAUCGUGCGCGUCGAGCAUAAACCUUGUCGAGAAGCACAAUGAGGCAAGCAAGGGGCCCUGCAUGUUGAACUUUCCAUCGUUCUCGGAGCUUCCAACGCACCUUCCUCGACCGCGCGGGGACUCGCGAAGUUUGGGUAGUGAAGGCAAGAAACAAGUUACUAUAUGGCAAGGAUGGAGGAUUAUCGUCUUCGGUUCUUGGCUCAACCUUUUACUGUUUCUCAUACCUGUGUCGUCGGUAUUGAGUUCCGUCUUGGGGAAUCAUGAUAAGCUCGUCUUUAUAUUCACUAUCCUCUCCAUGAUUCCCUUGGUGAAGCUUCAUGAUUUAGCUAUGCGAGAAUUGGCUCUACGGGUAGGGGGAGCAAAGACAGGCUUGCUCAAUGCCAGCAUGAGUAACACUGUCGAACUAGUUGUUGCGAUCACUGCGUUGAGGAAGUGCGAAUUGCGCAUUGUGCAAGCAUCACUAAUAGGCUCCGUGCUGAGCAAACUCCUCCUCAUCUUGGGAAUGUGCUUCUUUGCGGGAGGGUUGAAGUUUUCUGAGCAAGGUUUCGAUCAAACUGCGACUCAGAUACACACAUCUUUAUUAAGCAUCAGCGUCGGUGUUCUUCUGCUUCCCGCUGCUUAUCACUUUGCCCUCGAUGACGAUGGGGGUGAAUACACCCUCGCAGCACAAAAGAAACACAUCCUGAACAUGAGCCACGGGGUGUCCAUAGUGCUGAUGUUCAUUUAUGCGGCGUAUCUGGUUUUUCAAUUUUGGUCUCACACCCACCUCUACGAAGACGUCAAGCAGAAGAGCGACCGGCUUUCCACGAAGGUAUCCAUUGGCUCCCGUUUUCUUCCAAGAUCGUGGAGCUCGAACAUUGGUAAAACGUUACGGGCUGGCACGGGUCGCACCGGAAGCAGUGACCGAUCAACAAUGUUUGCAUCAGUGGCUUCGUCCCGAAAGGGCGCCAUACGCGAGUCUUUGCACGGGGAUUCUGCCUUUUACUCCGCCUCUGAAGCAACCCUGACAAGUAACCCCGUUCACAAGCCUGGCGAUAUUACCUCAAUGCAAGCCAACCUCAAUCCUACUAUUCGUCUGGUCCCAGAGUCGUGUGACGGUGACCGCAAUAGGCUAGACCCAGAAAUGGGCUCGACCCUGUCAAGGCUGAAGUUGUCUGGUAACUCGUCUACUAUCAUUAGUGGCACAGGUCGGUGCACGUCUCCAGAACCAAUGAGUGCCCAGGAGACCCGACGAUCUUGUGGUGAUGAUUCCUCUGUGAUAUCCCCUAAAUCGUUCAAGGAACCUCGUUUGAGCUGGACCAUGACCAUCUUAUUGCUGAUACUGGUGACGAUUGCAGUUGCCUUCAACGCAGAUGCCCUAGUCGAAAGUAUGAACGGAAUUUCAGGGGCCAUUAGCAAGCAAUGGAUCGGUCUGAUCUUACUCCCUGCCGUCAGCUCUAUUGCUGAAUGCGUGACGGCGAUGAACGUUUCCGUGAGGGAUCAGCUUAGCCUGAGUAUCAGUGUUGCUGUUAAUUCUACCAUACAAACUACAUUAUUUGUCAUUCCAUUGAUGGUGACGCUAGGAUGGGCGAUUGACAGGCCUCUGGCCUUGCUGUUUGACCCGUUUGAGUCUGUUGUACUCUACAUCGCCGUUCAAACAAUGAGCCACGUCGUCGCCGAUGGGAAAUCCAACUGGCUCGAAGGGACGAUUUUGAUCUGCUUGUAUGUCAUCAUCGCCGUUUCGUUCUGGUAUUACCCCGGUACGGCGCAACCUGUGUGACAUUGCCGACUUUGUAACUAAUGCUGGACCCUUUCAGACCGUGCCAAUCAACUGC